AUGGAUCCGCCGCCGCCGCCGCCGCCGCCGCUGCCACCACCACCACCACCACCACCAUCACCCCCACCAUCUACUGUUCCACUACUUGGUCCAGGGCGUCAUGGUGGAGGAUGCUUGGAUUCAUGGUUAGCUGAGGAAGGGGGAGAAAUUGGAGCAAACAUAAAAGCUACGGGUGCUGACUGA
Dovyalis caffra is the source of this 183-nucleotide messenger RNA. Lineage: Eukaryota; Viridiplantae; Streptophyta; Magnoliopsida; Malpighiales; Salicaceae. The record is from the annotation of a GenBank genome assembly.